AGAAACACACCCUGAUCAUAAAAACGGAGCUGAUAAGAGGGUCUAAAGGACUCGAGCUGAGCUAGUCGAGCAGAACGAGCCGCUGCUGGAGCUUCACUGGAAUAAACCCAGUCCAAUCUGAAAACCCCCACCAUGAGGAGAUCCACACUCUUUCUGCUGCUUCUGGGGUUCGGAGGCGCUUCUGCUUCAUCAGUGGGCCCACGGUGCACAGAGCCCAGGGAUGAAGGAGAAGGAAAAGCCAAGCUGUUGAAAUAUUUCUAUGAUCCUCAGUUACACAACUGUGUUCCGUUCUUCUAUAAAGGCGGAGGCGGCAACAGCAACCGCUUCAACAGCGAUAAAGACUGUGUGAAAGCAUGUUUACCCAAAGCAGACGAGAUCUACCCGGAUGAGGAUAAAGUCUGUUCUCUGCCAAAGGACCAAGGUGCCUGUUUCGCCAUCAUUCCCAUGUAUUAUUACGACAAUGAAGAGAAAAUCUGCCGCAUGUUCUUAUAUGGAGGCUGCCGAGGAAACGGCAACCGUUUUGAUUCCCGAGAGGAUUGCCAGAACAUGUGUCUCGCACGGUCCGGAAGGCUUUUGGAAGCUGCAGACCUGCCAAACCCUGAUGAGAAGACUGUUGAUGCAGGGCUGAUUGUGGGGGUUUUGGGUGGGAUUGUGUUUGCUGGUGCUGUCAUUUCUGCGAUUGUGGUGUUUGUGCUCCAAAAGAAAAGCAAGAAAGCAGAACGAAAGCCAGUGCCGACAUCUGAUAUCGAAAUGAAAUAGAUCUUUGUUCACAACAUUUGUCUGUACAUAUGUCGUUAGUGCUUUUGUACCGUUUAUACAAGUCCCGUUUGAACCGUAAUAGAACAAUUGGGUUUAAAUGAUGCAUAUUAUUAAUGACUUGUGAUAAUGUUUGGUUUGAAUAGAAAGGUUCAACAAUGUAAAGCAGUUAAAUACUAAAAGCAAUCCUGUUUGGUUUUAUAUAUCAUGGCAGAUAUCUGAUGUUUGAGUUUCACACCUGAUCAAAUGUACUGUACUUAUUAAGAUGAUGUAACAAAUAAAUCAUAACUUUUCUGUUUUAUUUUGCUUUUUAACAAGAGAUUGUAUUAAUACAAUAAAUCAAGACCAAAAAUAAU
Messenger RNA from Sinocyclocheilus rhinocerous, 1112 nucleotides. RefSeq names its product BPTI/Kunitz domain-containing protein-like. The record is from RefSeq and is a predicted model, not a curated record. The transcript is spliced from 6 exons. Gene Ontology annotation, molecular function: serine-type endopeptidase inhibitor activity. Bases 133 to 759 code for a protein of 208 amino acids. NCBI's taxonomy places the organism in Eukaryota, Metazoa, Chordata, Actinopteri, Cypriniformes, Cyprinidae.